UGAAGAGCUGAGACGCCGUAGUGGGGGGUAGAGGGAGCACUGGAGGUGGGUCUAUAAGUCCUCAGCAUUGUAAGGGUUAAGUGUCCUUACUGGGAAAGGUGGGGGUGCAUCUAUUUAUCCCCAGUGUCCUGCUUGCUCCCUCAGACUCUAAGGAGCUUGGCUGGGGCAGCUAGUCUCCAGGGUGCUAAGAUGGCAAAGGAGAACUCUGGCUUCUCCACCAUCCCUGAGACUCCGGUGAGUGAGGCGAAGCCCCCGCUCUGCUCCCGCCCGUCCAAGGCCUCAGCGCGGCUCCACAGGGAGAGCGAGCGGGAGAAGACUGAGAAGAAGAAAAGGCGCCAGCGGUACGUGGAGAAAGGCGGCAAGUGCAACGUGCAGCAUGGCAACGUGCGGGAGACCUACCGCUACCUCACGGACAUCUUCACUACCCUGGUGGACCUCAAGUGGCGCUUCAGCCUGUUGGUCUUCACCCUGGCCUACGCCAUCACCUGGCUCUUCUUCGGUCUCAUCUGGUGGUUCAUUGCCUAUUGCCGUGGUGACCUGGACCACCUGGAGGACCACACCUGGACACCCUGUGUCAACAACCUCAAUGGGUUCGUCUCAGCCUUCCUCUUCUCCAUCGAGACAGAGACCACCAUUGGCUAUGGUCACCGGGUCAUUACAGACAAGUGUCCUGAGGGCAUCAUCCUCCUGCUGCUGCAGGCCAUCCUGGGCUCCAUGGUCAACGCCUUCAUGGUGGGCUGCAUGUUCGUCAAGAUCUCCCAGCCCAACAAGCGGGCUGAGACCCUCGUCUUCUCCUCCCACGCUGUGGUCUCACUGCGUGACGACCGCCUGUGCCUCAUGUUCCGGGUCGGGGACCUGCGCAGCUCCCACAUUGUGGAGGCCUCCAUCCGGGCCAAGCUGAUCAAGUCCAAGCAGACCCAGGAGGGGGAGUUUAUCCCCCUCAACCAGACAGACAUCAACUUGGGCUUCGAGACAGGCGAUGACCGCCUCUUCCUGGUCUCGCCCCUCAUCAUCAGCCACGAGAUCAAUGAGCACAGCCCCUUCUGGGAGGUCUCCAAGGAGCAGCUGGCGAAGGACGAGUUUGAGAUUGUCGUCAUUUUGGAAGGGAUGGUGGAGGCCACAGGGAUGACCUGCCAGGCCCGGAGCUCCUACCUGAUGGACGAGGUGCUGUGGGGACAUCGCUUCAUGUCAGUGCUGAGCUUGGAGGAUGGCUUCUACGAGGUGGACUACAACAGCUUUCACCAGACCUUUGAGGUUCCCACGCCCAGCUGCAGCGCCAAGGAACUGGCCGAGGCCACGGCCCGCAUGGACGCCCACCUCUACUGGUCCAUCCCCAGCCGGCUGGACGAGAAGGUGGAGGAAGGGACAGAGAAUGAAGCAGGGGAUAAGGAGAGGAACGGUAGCCUGGCCAACCCGGAGACUGUACAGAUAAAUGAACGAGGCCCGCUCCACGAAGGAGCAGGAGGAGGGUUUUUAUAGCAGUGACAUCAAUUGUAUAGAAGCAUAGGAUGGCGUGUCAUUUUGGAGCAAACGGGUGGGAUGGAAGGAUGGAGCAAAGAACAAGACGGAUGAGUGAACGGGACAACAGAAGAGGAGUAGCUGUCCUCAGCUUAUAGGUGCGCGGUAUUAAGCGUUGGAAGAAUGGCCUUGCAGAAAGAUGACUAUGGAAGCAGAAGAGUGCGGAGCAGCUAGAUAAGUGUAUGGCGGAGCGAGGGACUGGGUGCACGGACCAUGGGGUGGAUGGACGGGGGCUAUGCACUAGUGUAUCUGCAUAGCUGGAGACAUAGAUGGAGAAUGUCAAGGAGUUGAAUACAUAGGUAGGUGAACUGGAGAAAUGACCCAUGAGGACAAGCUCUGUGGUCAACAUGGCUUUGUGAUGGGUAACUCAGCAGGUUGAGGGAUUUAUGCAAAGAUUAAACUCAUGGAUGGGAGGGGUAGACAGAUAAAAAGGAAAUGAGGGAGAAUUGCAGCAAAGACCAGGACCGGCUAUGGGCAGCAUGAUGUUGGGUGACCUGCAGAGCGUCCCCAGUGCCCUGCCCUCCCCCGCACUUACACACACUAGCACUCCCAAAGCUCCCGAGCUUGCUGUCUCUCUUGCUUUCUUUUAA
Messenger RNA from Chelonoidis abingdonii (Abingdon island giant tortoise), 2108 nucleotides. Lineage: Eukaryota; Metazoa; Chordata; Testudines; Testudinidae. The record is from RefSeq and is a predicted model, not a curated record.